Truncatella angustata is the source of this 4257-nucleotide messenger RNA. RefSeq names its product P-loop containing nucleoside triphosphate hydrolase protein. Lineage: Eukaryota; Fungi; Ascomycota; Sordariomycetes; Amphisphaeriales; Sporocadaceae. The record is from RefSeq and is a predicted model, not a curated record. Gene Ontology annotation, molecular function: ABC-type transporter activity; ATP binding; ATP hydrolysis activity. The transcript is spliced from 18 exons. Gene Ontology annotation, biological process: transmembrane transport. Bases 1 to 4257 code for a protein of 1418 amino acids. Gene Ontology annotation, cellular component: membrane.
AUGUACCUGCUCCAGGUUAUUUCUGCUCUAUGUUCUAUCUCAUUUCUAUCGUUGGUCCCGUUCCGUCUAUGGAGACUUCAUACAGAAAAAAUCAAGAUUGUUCUAGAGCACCGCAGUCAUGCUAAGAUGAUAAUUUCGGUUCUACUUCUAGUCCUACAGUUAAUCGUAUUGAUAGUAGCAAUAUCACCAACGUCACAAUUUAAUGUUGGCCUUUUUUCUGUCACAGCGUCCUUUGUAGCCUGCAUCGGCCUUUGCCCAUUGCUGUUCCUGGAGCACACACGGUCUAUCAGACCAUCAGAUCUCGCUGUCGUCUAUCUACUUGUGUCUUUGGUAUGCGACGCUACCGAGUUACUAACAGUCCUUUAUCAAAAUGGGAUACCCCUGGCUCUCUUGCCGGCCGCAGCGAGUCUUUGCGUCAAGUUAGUGCUCCUAGUGGCUGAGAGUCAAGGAAAGGAGGCGAUACUGCGAGGUCCUUAUGAUCAGCAGCCUCCAGAACAGUUGGCUGGAAUUUUGAACAGGACGUUCUUUUGGUGGAUUAAUCCUGUUUUAGCCCAUGGAAGCCGUAAUGUUCUUACGGGAGACAGUCUUCCGUCUAUCGACGAGAAGCUUUCCUCAACGCUGCUACGACACCACGCCUUGCAAGCUUGGGAUAGGAGAGCUAAACCAGAGCGUAAUACUACAUUGCCACAGGUUUUGGUCCUGAGCAUGCUCCCAGAUUUUCUGGCGCCAAUUGUCCCUCGACUUUCCCUCAUCACUUUUCGCUAUGCGCAACCGGUUCUAAUCAGCACCGUAAUACGAUACAUCAGCAAGGCAUCAGAUGAGAAUUCGAAAACGGGCUACCUGGUAAUCCUGAUGGCUGUGAUUGUCUAUGUCGGUUUAGCGAUAUCUAAGGCAGUAUAUCAGCACCGCCUGAAUCGGUUGAAAGUCAUGAUUAGAGGCGCGGUCGUUGGUCUAAUCAACAAUAAGUCGUUGAACCAACAAUCCAGCAACUACAAUGACGGAAAAGCCGUGACACUGAUGAGUACCGAUGCAGAAAAUGUAGGCGGAGGUGCGCAGAUGUUCCAUGAAACAUGGGCCCAGACAAUCGAGGUCGUUGUAGGUACAGUCAUGUUAGCCAGAGAAGUAGGAUGGGUGUGCCCCGUACCACUUGUGAUCAUAUUCUUCUGCUCCCGAAUGAGCAGAUAUUUAGCUAAAACCCUACAAAAUAAGCAAAAGAAUUGGAAUCUAGCUACCCAGAAGCGCCUUGCUAUGACAACAUCGAUGCUUUCUUCAAUGAAAAGCUUGAAGAUGCUAGGAGUUACGACGUACACGGAAUCCCUGGUUCAGUCUUUGAGACUUCGGGAGCUGGAUAUGGCCAAAAAGGUGCGGUGGAUGAUGGUCGCAUAUAAUGCAAGUGCAAAUGCUCUUGGGAUAUUUUCUCCCAUUGUCACAUUCGUUCUGUUUGUCCUUCUAGCUAGAUUGAACGGUUCUGUACUCGACACCGAGACAGCGUUUACAACAACGGCACUACUUGGAUUGGUAACCCAUCCUGCGAAUAUGAUCAUGUCGAUUGUACCGGAAGCUAUAGGUUCAUUGGCAGCUUUUGAGCGGAUUCAGCAGUAUCUCUUACAGCCUCCGCGACAUGAUCAAAGGUUAUUCCCCAAGGAGAUACCCAGCGGUUCAUCAAAAGUCUUGCCAGCCAUCUGCCUCGAAGAUGUUAUCAUUCAGACUUCUACUUCAGCGGCACCACUUCUCAGAAGUGUAAAUCUUGUUAUGAACAGAGGUGAUAUAGUCAUAUGCUCUGGACCUAUGGGUAGCGGCAAAUCGACGCUUGCCAAAGCCAUCAUGGGCGAACUUCCCACAGCAAGUGGAACGAUAUCGGUUUCAUCAAAACGUAUAGCUUACUGUGCACAAUCGCCCUGGCUGCCAAGUGGGACAUUUAAGAAAGCCAUCUGUGGUUUCUUGCCAGAAGAUGCAAGUUGGUACGAAGAAGUUGUCCGGCUUUGCUGUCUCGAAGAUGAUCUUUUGGACCUUCCUGAUGGAGACCACACAAUGAUAGGAAGCCGAGGCAUUAAUCUUUCUGGAGGUCAACGACAACGCGUGGCACUUGCCCGUGCUGUAUAUUCUCGUUGUGAAAUUGUGCUUUUAGACGACAGUUUCAGUGCCCUAGACGGGAGAACAGAGAGCCAGAUCAUGGAAAAUCUUAUCGGUCCGGGAGGUCUCUUCAAAAAGAAGGGAAUAACUGUGCUCCUUGUAACCAACUCGGCGACGUAUUUCCACAUGGCAGACUGGCUAGUUGUACUAGGUGAUGCCUCGAUUAAAUACCAAGGGCCAUGGGCUGGCUUGACACAGAAGGUUGAGCAUGUCCUGAAGGUCCAUGCUAGCGAAAAAUGCAAUACUAAUGUCAAGGAACAACUCCAUGUAGAUGGGGCCAUUCGAAACCAAAGAUUAAAAGUAGCCGAUGCCAUAUCAGACCUAAACAGAGCGACAGGGGAUAUAUCACUCUAUGGCUAUUAUCUCAAAGCUGUUGGCUUUCGAAACUUCCUUCUUCUUGUAGCUUGCACAUCUUCAUAUUCAUUCUUCGUAACGUUUCCUCAAUACUGGUUGGAAAGAUGGACUGCGGCGCCACCCUCCCAAACAAUGUUUUAUGUUGGAGGAUACUUGAUUUCAUCUCUGCUGGCCUGGGCUUUCACUAAUGGCUCAAUGUGGUCUACAUAUAUCCUUAUUGCACCAGAAUCAGGAGCUGAACUACACCGUCGCCUCCUUUCGACCAUCAUCGGGGCUCCACUGUCAUAUUUCUCAGUCACUGACACAGGAGUUAUACUGAACCGCUUUAGUCAGGAUAUCCAGUUAGUCGAUAGACAAUUGCCACCAGCCAUUCUGUCUAUAUUAAAUCAGGUAUUCAAGCUCCUAGUGCAAACAACGUUACUAUUCAGUGCGCAAAAGAUAAUGUCAUUGACGCUUCCUCUUUGCGUGGCGACCGUGUACCUGGUGCAAAGGGUAUAUUUGCGCACAUCGCGGCAGAUACGAUUGCUUGACCUUGAGUCACAGUCUGCAGUUUACUCAAGCUUUCUAGAAUCGGUUGAAGGCGUUGCCACUGUCCGCGCAUUUGGAUGGAAAAAACAGAUCGAGAACCUAAAUAUCGAAUUUCUGGAUAAAUCUCAACAACCCUCGUAUAUUCUUUUCUGUCUCCAACGUUGGCUGAACAUCGUACUUGACCUGAUGGUUGCCACGAUAGCUACAAGUCUGAUCACUCUUGCUGUUUUGAUGAAGGGAUCUACGACUGCUGGACAGAUCGGUAUGGCACUUAAUAUUGUCCUUGUCGCAAAUACAACACUUCUUGGACUUGUGACAUCUUGGACAAAUAUGGAAAUAUCCCUCGGCGCCAUGUCUCGGCUGAAGAGCCUGGAGGCUGAAAUGCCGAAAGAGGACAAACCUUACGAAGAUUAUAUACCUGUUGAGACUUGGCCAUCAUCCGGGGUAGUUGAGUUUGAUGAUGUAACAGUAGCAUACAGCCCAGAAUUGUUAGCACUACAAAAUGUCACACUGAAAGUUCCUGCAGGCCAACAAUUAGUUAUUUGUGGCCGUACAGGCAGUGGAAAGAGUACUCUGCUUCUCACCCUACUACGUCUCCUAGAUAUGAAGUCUGGGUCGAUUAAGAUAGACGGAGUAGAUCUUAGCUUAGUACCACGUUCUCUGAUUCGACAAAGGUGCUUUAUUACAGUUGCCCAGGAUUCAUUCAUCAUUGACCAAGCCAGUCUUCGCUUCAAUCUAGAUCCUUCUUCCUCCUUGUUAGAUGAUACUAUCAUAGCUGCUCUGGAAAGAACAUGCCUGUGGUCACAUUUUCAAUCAGCGAACAUAAUAUCCCCUAAAAAGGCCCACCAGAUAUUGAACAGUUCCAUCACAUCUUUACCGGAAAUGUCUACUGGUCAAGCGCAACUCUUUGGACUGGCACGAGCAAUUCUUCAGCUAGAAUUUAUCAAUUCGGUACCCAGACUUUCGGGAAAGGAUCCCAGCGAUGGGCAUAUCAUGCCGAUUUUACUCCUAGAUGAGGCUACAUCGUCACUUGAUCCGGAGACUGAAUCUGCCAUACACAAAAUCAUACACCAAGAAUUUACAGAGAAAGGAUAUACCGUUAUUACCAUUACGCAUAGGCUGAGCGGUGUGACUGAAAACAUGAGACAUAACCAGGGUAUGGUCGCUUUGCUCUCCAAAGGGAAAGUCGAGAGAACCGGCGUCGUGGAAGAUAUCUUAAGUACGAUACUUUCUGUUAAAUAG